UUACAUGUCCACUUACCGGAAGUAAAUAUUUACGACAACAACCGAAUUUGCUUCUUUACAACUGAAAGAUAUUCGCGAAAUGGAAAUUGGAAUUUGGAAUGGACGUAAAACAAAAUAUAACAAUGUUUGACGAUUUCGAUAUGUUUUGCAGGAUAAUAUUGUGAAUAAUCAAUAAUGAAGAAAAUGGUUAUGAAGAUAUUCCUUUUAAUAUUGGUUGUAAAUUUACAAAUUCUAUAUGUAACAGCAAACCCAUGUACAAAUGGAGAACUGAUUGAAGGAGCUGCCUUAAAAUGUACCGCCCAACAACUGAUUGGUCUAUUACAAGCUAAAUCUCUUGAAGAAAAAUGCGGAAUUGUUUUAGAUAAAGUAAGACCCUGUAUUGUAACCGCCAUCAGUACAGACCACAACAGAACGUGCAAAGCACGAGAGAUUCACGAACUUAUAGUUAACUUUCGUGACGUCAUUGUCGAGCAUUUAAAAUUCGAUGUCACAGAAUGUUUACCAGUAAUGAAUUGUUCAGAUUUCGAAUCUGUGAUGUACUACCUCGAGGUGUCCUGUGAAUCUCAAUUUGAAAGUUUUAUAGAAUACUCAAAUUGUGGAAAUCUGUGUAGAUUAGGAUCUUGCAUGUCAGAUUCAGUAACAGCACAAAAUAAAACGUGUUCCCUGAUAGAGUUUCAAGAUUCGAUAAUGUCCAACAGAAACGCAUGGACGGCGGAAAUGGGAACAUCAGAGGUCGAUAUUUGUUGUAGUGACGAUGUAAAUUCAGCCAGUUUGCCAUUGAUAUCAGUAUCACUGAACUUAGUGUCGUUAUUCGCCAUGUUUGUUUUGCUUUGAUUAUUUAAAAGACGAUAUUAUAAUCUAGAUCAAUGUUGCCUUAUUUUGAAAAUAUGGCCACGCUUGGUCUUCUUCCGACCAGCAGUAUGACCAUUGUCAAAGUGAUGAUUCGGUUUUAUGGUUGAGCCGGAUAUAAAUUUACAGAUCGAUAAAUAUGAAGCCUCGUAUGGAGGGAGUCCUUUAUUCUCUACAUCAUUGUACAUACGUUAGAAUCAUUUUAGCAACUUUUGAGGGUUCCGUAUAUCGCAUGUAUAUUGCAUGUACAUUGCAUGUAUAUUGCAUGUUGCAAGGCGCGAAAUAUCAGUCCAAAUCUCAUUGACCUUCAUCUCGCACAGCCUCUUUUAUCUAUCGUAUUUUUAUAGAUUUUUUAUCGUUUUAAUCAUGCAAGAAAUGUUUGAAAAAAAAUAUUUGGCCCCCGCAAUGCGUAUAAAAACAAAUUUACCGUCCACACAGGGAACUAUAUUUCAAAGGGAGAUAACAGUGGUCUCGGGGUUUGUAUUUAUAUAUAUAACUUAACAGAGGCGGAUAUAGGGAGCCAGAGGGGCCGCCCCCCCCCCCCCCUUGUUGGGGAAAAACUUGGUUGCUUAUAUAGGGAAUCACUGAAACGUGACUUGAGCGGUCCCCCUCUUAGGUCAGUCAGUGGGUCCCCACUUAUGAAAAUUUCUGGAUCCGCCACUGAGACUUAACACUAAUAUAUGAUGUUGUCAUAUUAUUUAUAAGAUAUUUCAACCACAUGGUCCUGAAAAGUAUUGUUUCAUAUGCAGGCGUUAAAACUGAGAUGCAGCCUUUAAUUUUCAACUCUUUAUUCGUCAACUUUUUUUUUUUUAUAUAAUGUAUU
Mytilus trossulus (common blue mussel) is the source of this 1672-nucleotide messenger RNA. RefSeq lists its product as uncharacterized. The coding region runs from base 175 to 834 and encodes 219 amino acids. The record is from RefSeq and is a predicted model, not a curated record. The transcript has 6 exons. NCBI's taxonomy places the organism in Eukaryota, Metazoa, Mollusca, Bivalvia, Mytilida, Mytilidae.